UUCUCAAUAAUGUGUCACAUAGCCUGAAGAUUUCAUUUUUAGCAGUUAUUACACAUCUACAAUCAUCACAUACUAUCAUGGCAAGCAAUGCAUUCAAGUGCCGGGUCUUGCUGCGCCAACUCCCUGCAGCUGCCGUGGGGAGGGGCUGGUGUGCCAUGCCAAGCCUCGCUCAAGUGUGUGCUGAUGCUGGCAGUGUGAAGUGUGAAGUUUUGGAUGCUGGGGCUGCCUCCUCAGCCCCUGAAGUUCCAAUUGAGAACAUCAAGGAGGAGCUGUUGGAUGCAAUGGAGAUUAUAAGUGUAAAGGAUGAACCAUUCAAUUAUGAUGAAAAGGCCCGUGAGCUCCCCAGCCCUGGUUGUUGGGACCCGCCAGUCCCUCCUGCCCCGCUGUGUGUGCCCUGCAAGAGGGAAGCACCAAGUGAGGCUCAUGAGGCUCCCCACGCCCCCCAACAACCCUCAGCCAUGGCAGGGGUGACAGAAAAACAGAUGCCUCGUAAAACGGCAUCUGGAACGAAGAAAAAGAUGCUGCACAUGCCAGCGAUUCGUCGGCAGCGAUGGACCGGAGGCAGGGAGCAGCAGGCGGGUCAGGCUGCGGCCCAGGCAGAGGCAGUGGAGGAGGCCGCCGUCACCAUGGCGGAUGCAACCACGCAGGUCGAGGCCGCGACGGCCAACGCUCAAGAAGACGAGGAGAACCUGACGAGGGACGACGUCGACUUGGCAUUACCAUAUGAGCAGGAGCAUAGUCACGUGCCGUACCGCGAGUCUAAGGUAACUCAACUGCUGCAGACAUCACUUGGCGGUAGCGACGAAGACCUUGAUGAUGGUAAACUAGAAUGA
This is a messenger RNA of Hyalella azteca, 833 nucleotides long. RefSeq lists its product as uncharacterized. The coding region runs from base 78 to 833 and encodes 251 amino acids. Lineage: Eukaryota; Metazoa; Arthropoda; Malacostraca; Amphipoda; Hyalellidae. The transcript has 6 exons. The record is from RefSeq and is a predicted model, not a curated record.